This is a messenger RNA of Gadus morhua (Atlantic cod), 1280 nucleotides long. RefSeq names its product brain-specific angiogenesis inhibitor 1-associated protein 2. Lineage: Eukaryota; Metazoa; Chordata; Actinopteri; Gadiformes; Gadidae. Gene Ontology annotation, biological process: positive regulation of actin filament polymerization; actin filament bundle assembly; actin crosslink formation. Gene Ontology annotation, molecular function: protein binding. The record is from RefSeq and is a predicted model, not a curated record. Gene Ontology annotation, cellular component: nucleoplasm; cytosol.
UGCUGAGCUUCGCGGCGGGCGACGUCAUCACCCUGCUGGUGCCCGAGGCGCGGGACGGCUGGCACUACGGGGAGAACGAGAAGAACCGCAUGCGCGGCUGGUUCCCGUUCUCCUACACUCACCUGCUCACCGACAGAGAGGAGGAACCGGGGCCGCAGCUCCGGGUCCACAACCUCCAGCACGGUAAGAGCAGCAGCACGGGGAACCUUCUGGAGAGGGAGGACGCCUCCCUCCCUCUCCCCGACUACAGCAUGCACUCCCGCAUGGCGGCGCAGAACGCAGCCGUGGUGCUCCGGCAGCAGCAGCAGCCGCUGCAGCGACCGUACAGCAUGAUGACUCCUGGUUACCCGCAGCAAGCACCUGAGGAGUAUGAGCAGCGCUUCCCAAUGAGCACCGAACCCCCCAGCGAGCCGACGGUGGAGGCCCCCCCUAGCCCCCCCGUUGAUUACAACGCUGACGUUGACGACGACGGAGACGAUGACGACCUGUCCACAGGCUCCGCCCUCUACGACCUGGUCCGUAAAACCCCCACUCCGCCAGGGCUGUAUUGAGGCUCCUCCCCCCACCUCCACCAUCACCACCACAGCUACUUCAAGAGCUAUAGGUGGUUGGUUGAUGGGGCUGAUCACAACCAAUCAGUGCAAUGGGUUUGACGUUAACCAGUUCUUUAGUCAUUGAAUGCCCCUUCGAAAACAGGGAAACUGAUUUGAACUGUUAAAAUGAAAAUUUUAGGAACACAGGGGAAUCGUUAGUGUGUCUGGAGGACCUGAUGUGCUGUAACAGAUUAAAUGUAAUAAAUCAAAUAAAUGAAAGAGGAGAAUCAACCUAAUCCAAAUCCAAUCUGCAUCCAAGGUGUAUUAUAAAAUAAACCUGCCUUAAGGAAAUGUAGCUCUGAUUGCAUAAACAAUGGUUCCUUAUUGCUAAAUGAUGUAUUAACAGCUCAUCCGAUGCUGUACUUCAUAUUGUAAAUGUAUCGUUCAAUCAAAUCUGUAGCAAAUUGUAUUGCUGUAUUAAUGGGAAAAGUCAUUUGAAGAUGUUGGAUAAUUGACUGUUAGUGAACGCAGGGUUCUGUCUGUUUGUCAGGGGAUUUAAGGUUUUUAUCGUAAUAACCUUCAUGUCACCAUUAAUAUUAUCAACUCUAAUUUAGGCUAACACUACAGGAACGAAAACAGUGGGGAGUAAGGUAUGCUAUGUAAUCAAUGUCAUGGCAAACAGAGUACCUACAUUGAUUUAAUUGGAAAAAAUAAUUAAAAAGUGAAUGAAUUACACAUUCUGAAAAA